GCUCUUCGAGGCCAUCGAGGAAGAGAGAGAGCGAGAGAGAGAGGCAUAGCAAGGGAUCAUAGUGCUGUGCGGGAACAAGGGAGGCGGCGAGAGGCCCAAAGGUGUGGUUUUUCUUGCGGUAGUGGGGUUUAGUGGGGGGAUUGGAAAGUUGGGAGAGAGGGAGAGAGAGAGAGAGAGAGAGAGAGAGAAGGAGGAGGAGAGAUGAAGUACGUGCUGGUGACUGGAGGAGUUGUGAGUGGGCUGGGGAAGGGAGUGACGGCGAGUAGCAUCGGAGUGGUGCUUAAGGCCUGUGGACUCCGAAUCACUUCCAUUAAGAUUGACCCAUAUCUAAACACAGAUGCCGGGACAAUGUCGCCGUUCGAGCACGGGGAGGUGUUUGUUUUAGAUGAUGGUGGUGAGGUUGAUUUGGAUCUGGGAAAUUAUGAGAGAUUUCUUGAUAUCAGAUUAAAGCGUGAUAAUAAUAUCACAACCGGCAAGAUAUACCAGCAUGUCAUCAACAAGGAGAGAAAAGGAGAUUAUUUGGGGAAAACUGUCCAGGUUGUUCCUCACAUUACCGACGCCAUACAAGAAUGGAUAGAGCGCGUUGCAAUAAUACCCGUUGAUGGCAAAGAAGGGCCUGCUGAUGUUUGUGUGAUCGAAUUGGGUGGAACUAUAGGGGACUCGAUCUUUUCACGGCAUACUGAGAAUGGCAUUCUUGAUGCAGGGGAUAUUGAAUCCAUGCCAUUUAUUGAAGCUUUGAGUCAAUUUUCUUGUCGUGUAGGUCCUGGCAACUUCUGUCUGGUUCAUGUCAGCCUAGUGCCAGUUCUAAAUGUAGUUGGUGAACAGAAAACAAAACCAACACAACAUAGUGUUCGUGGUCUGAGAGGUCUUGGAUUGACACCUGAUAUCUUAGCCUGUCGCAGUACCACGGCUCUGGAUGAAAAUGUGAAAGAAAAACUCUCCCAAUUUUGUCAUGUUCCGGUAUCAAAUAUAGUCAAUCUCUAUGAUGUUUCAAAUAUUUGGCAUAUCCCUUUGCUACUAAAGGAGCAGAAGGCGCAUGAAGCUCUUAUAAAGGCACUAAACCUUCAAGGUGUUGCUCGUGAGCCCAUGCUACUCGAAUGGAUGGAGAGGGCUAAGAUCUGUGAUACAUUGCAUGAAACUGUUACGAUUGCCAUGGUUGGAAAAUAUACUGGCCUUUCUGAUUCAUAUCUCUCUGUGUUGAAGGCACUACUUCACGCUUCUGUAGCCCAUCGUCGCAAGCUUGUGGUAGAAUGGGUUCCUGCCUCUGACCUUGAAGAAACAACCUUGAAAGAGGCACCGGAAGUUCACAAGGCAGCAUGGAAGUUACUCAAGAGUGCGGACGGUGUACUAGUUCCAGGAGGAUUUGGAGACAGAGGAGUGGAAGGAAAGAUACUAGCAGCAAAAUAUGCCCGGGAAAACAAAAUCCCAUUCCUCGGCAUUUGUCUAGGCAUGCAAAUUGCCGUCAUUGAGUACUGUCGUUCCAUUCUCAAACUCUGGGAUGCAAACAGCACAGAGUUCAACCCAAAUACAACAAAUCCUUGUGUUAUCUUCAUGCCAGAGGGUUCGAAAACUCAUAUGGGAGCGACAAUGCGCCUAGGAUCAAGAAGAACAUAUUUUGAGGUUAUGGACUGCAAGUCUGCAAAGUUGUAUGGCAAUGCAGCCUAUGUAGAUGAACGUCACCGUCAUAGAUACGAGGUCAAUCCUGAGAUGGUAAUGGAACUUGAAAAAGCUGGUCUUGCAUUUGUCGGCAAAGAUGAUACGGGAAAAAGAAUGGAGAUUAUUGAGCUGCCUUCUCAUCCUUACUUUGUCGGAGUCCAGUUCCAUCCCGAGUUCAAGUCAAGGCCGGGAAAACCAUCAGCUCUCUUCUCAGGGUUGAUAGCAGCUUCAUGUGGGCAAUUGGAAACAUUGGUGCAUGGUCAAGGGCAUGUAAACAGGGUACAAACAAAGGUUGUGGCUAAUGGUGUAUUACCACAAAAGGUGUACCCAAAUGGGAAUGCAAAUAAGUCUCGUAAGCUCAUGGUCAAUGGUGCUACCUUCUAUGCCAAUGGCAAUGGUGUUCAUGUUUAA
Messenger RNA from Dioscorea cayenensis subsp. rotundata (Guinea yam), 2067 nucleotides. RefSeq names its product CTP synthase 1-like. Lineage: Eukaryota; Viridiplantae; Streptophyta; Magnoliopsida; Dioscoreales; Dioscoreaceae. The record is from RefSeq and is a predicted model, not a curated record. Bases 202 to 2067 code for a protein of 621 amino acids. Gene Ontology annotation, molecular function: CTP synthase activity; identical protein binding. The transcript has 21 exons. Gene Ontology annotation, biological process: pyrimidine nucleobase biosynthetic process; CTP biosynthetic process.